Molecule: messenger RNA, 225 nt
Organism: Pseudozyma flocculosa PF-1
Lineage: Eukaryota; Fungi; Basidiomycota; Ustilaginomycetes; Ustilaginales; Ustilaginaceae
Exons: 2
Coding region: 1-225 (74 amino acids)
Source: RefSeq, a predicted model, not a curated record
AUGGGUCUUAUCCAGGGCAACGACGUGUGGGUUGGUCAGUAUAGCCACACGACCAAGGGCGAGAACCGGGUGGCUGCUGCUAUUCGAGAGCAGCGGUUGCGAGAGGAGGAGAAUAAGGCGUCCUCCUCCCAACCCGAGCCGCAGCAGCAAGAUGGGAAAAACACGGAGGGCUUCCUCGACAAGAUCAAGCAAAAGUUCUUGCUCGGACGUGGUUCUGCGACCUGA